UUAGCUGUUACUCGUGGUCUCUUGCCAGCUCGCGCAGAGUCUGACGCGGGCUAACUACACUACUAGAUAGCAUGCGAGAGGCGAUACACGCCCUGCGUUGCAUCUUCUGGUGCCUCCGAAGUACGCAGAGCACGCGGAUCGAUCCGACUGUGAGAAAACCCCACAUAUUUUCUGACCUUCGUCGCCCGUUGGGUAGAUGGUAUCGUUUCUGGGACGAACAGACAUUCGAGAGGUGAGAUGUAGAGUAACAGACACACACACACA
This is a messenger RNA of Geodia barretti, 264 nucleotides long. Lineage: Eukaryota; Metazoa; Porifera; Demospongiae; Tetractinellida; Geodiidae. The record is from the annotation of a GenBank genome assembly.